AUUCUGUUUCCUGAGCUGCAGGCUCCUCCCGCACACAAGGAACGGACCCAGCUGGUGCCUCAGAUCAAACAAUGGCCGAGGCUGAAUAUUUCAUCUGGACUAAUCCUGAGGGUGACUUUGAGAAAGAAUUUGGAAAUAUCACGGGAAUGCUGCCCACUGGAGAUUAUUUCAUCCCCUGUAAGAGAGUUCCAAUAACCAACAGGCAGGCUUUAGUUGUCUUUUAUGCACUGGUGUCCCUUCUGAGCUUGCUGGGAAACUCGCUGGUGAUGCUGGUUAUCUUAUACAGGCGAAGGACCCGAUCCGUCAUGGAUGUCUACGUGCUGAACCUAGCCAUCGCCGACCUACUCUUUUCAUUGACCCUGCCCUUCUUGGCUGUCUCCAAAUUGAAGGGCUGGAUUUUUGGCACACCCCUGUGCAAGAUGGUCUCACUCCUGAAGGAAUUCAACUUCUUCAGUGGUAUCCUGCUGCUGGCCUGCAUCAGUGUGGACCGAUACCUGGCCAUCGUCCAUGCCACCCGUACGCUGGCCCGAAAGCGCUACUUGGUUAAAUUCGUGUGCGUGGGCAUCUGGGGUCUAUCUUUGAUUCUGUCUCUGCCUUUUGCUAUCUUCCGCCAGGCAUAUAAACCAUUCCGUUCUGGUACAGUCUGCUAUGAAGUCCUGGGUGAAGCCACAACAGAUUUUCGGAUGACCUUGCGGGGUCUGUCCCACAUAUUUGGCUUCCUCCUGCCGCUGCUCACUAUGCUGGUCUGCUACGGGCUCACACUGCGCAUGCUCUUUAAGACCCACAUGAGGCAGAAACACCGGGCCAUGGGGGUGAUCUUUGCUGUUGUGUUGGUCUUCUUGCUCUGUUGUCUGCCCUACAAUCUGGUUCUGCUCUCAGACACUCUCUUAGGAGCCCACUUGAUUGAAGAUACUUGCGAACGCCGCAAUGACAUUGACCAGGCCCUGUAUAUUACUGAGAUCCUGGGCUUUUCUCAUAGUUGUCUUAACCCUAUCAUCUAUGCCUUCGUUGGCCAAAAUUUUCGCCAUGAAUUCCUCAAGAUCCUUGCUAACCAUGGCCUGGUUCGCAAGGAGGUUUUGACACACCGCCGUGUUGCCUUUCAUACGUCUCUCACCGCUAUUUAUUAAACCUCUGAGAAUUACCGGAAAGUGAUCGCUUGCCCUCAAAGAGAAGGAUAACUAUUGUGCCAAUGUGCUGUGUGAGUGUGUGCGUGUGUUGUGUGUAUGUGUGUAUGUGUGGUAUAUGUGUGUGUGUGUGUGUGUAUGUAUGGUGUAUGUAUGUAUGUAUGUAUGUAUGUAUAUAUGGUGUGUGUGUGUGUUUUGUGUGUGUAUAUGUAUGUAUGCGUGGUAUAUGUGUGUGUGGUGUGUGUCAGUGUAUGUGUAGUGUAUAUGUGUGUGUGUAUAUAUGUAUGUGUGGUAUAUGUGUGUGUGUGCUGUGUGUGUAUGUGUAUGUGUGUGUGUAUAUAUGUAUAUGUAUGCAUGUAUGCAUGUAUGGUGUAUGUGUUUUGUGUGUGUAUAUGUAUGUAUGCAUGGUAUAUGUGUGUGUGUGGUGUGUGUGAGUGUAUGUGUAGUAUGAGUAUGUGUGUAUGGUAAGUGUACUUAUUUAUGUUGCUGUAUCUGUGUGUGUGGUGUGUAUGUAUGUAUGUGUAGUAUAUGCAUGUGUCUGUAUGUACUGUGUAUGUCUGUCUGUAUAUAGUGUGUGUGUGUGUGUGUGUGUGUGUGUACUAUGGCUAUGGGCAGAUACUAUCUGCUUUGGGGAGGGAGGAGACAAGAUCAGGAGAAGUUAGUAACUACUGGGCCCACACCAGCUUUCCGAGGAGGUGCUGAUGGCCCUCCAAGAACUUUAUACUUCCAUGAGGAAUAACGCUUCACCAUUUCUAUUGAACAUAUACAUCUUUGACUUGUGAUCUGGGUAAUUAUCAUGGUCACACCUGUAGCCUAACCCACCAUUAGAACAAAGAACUGGGACUUGCAUCUAACAUUAGCCCUCAUGGGCUGGAUUCUCUCUUUGGAACACCACCCAGACUGCUCAGCACACUCCAGCAGGCUGUCUGGGAGCUUUCUGUCCUGUGAUCUGAGCUCAUGAGAUUGUUUUUCCAUCUUGAGGAAUGUUGCAAUGCCCGCUGAGGACAUCGGUCAGGUGCUAUGGAAGCGUCAAGCCACCAGGCAGCCUUGUGAUGGAGCUGAAGAGUUUCUUCCCUUUAGGUGUCAUGAGUGGACGGAGGGUAUUUGGGAAGCCAGGCCUAGUGCAUGAGAAUCCCCUUUACCCCGUGACCGGUGUCACCAAGGGUGAUGUGUGUGUGUUGGGUGCCAGCUGAGCCAAGGAUGGAGCAAGACCAGCAGAUGUAACUUUUGCCCUCUUGGCACUUCCAGUUUGACAUGGAGCAACGGGCAACUUUAUAAACCCAAGUAUGCUGUCAAUCAUCUGGGCAGGCAGAUGUUUCCAAUACAACUUCUGUCCCAUGUCUGUCCAUGGGGGUGCCAAAAUGAAAGGUGUGUGUGGAGUAGCUGGUGUUCCUGCAGCAGAACAGGAGUAGCCCUCCCUCCUCAUAAACUGGGUGUGGGCUAGUGGCUUUACUGGAACAAUCUCUGCAGGCAUGGCCUCAGGCAGGCUCUCACUCCAUGCUCACCACUGUCUCUCACGGGUCAAGAGGUCCCCUUUGUACCUCAUAUGCGAACAUGUGUGACUUCAGCCUUAUACCGAUGUAUAGCCAUUGUCCCCCUGGGGGGACCUGGCUUGUCUCCUUUACAUUGUAUUAAGUUACUUCCUAACCACCCCCAACCCCUGCCAAAUGACUUUGGGAAAUUACGUUUGGGAAUGGAGAGAAUGCUUGGUGGUUAAGAUAACUUGCUGCUCUUUCAGAGGAUUUGAUUCCCAGCAUCCACCUGGUGGAUCACAAUCAUCUGUAACUUAGGUUCCAGAGGGAUCCAAUGCCCUCUUCUGACUUCUGCAGCCGGUAAACAUGCACACAAUAUGUAGACAUAUGUUCAAGCAAAGCAACCACACACAUAUAAUUUACAAAUCUAAAAUUAUUUUUUCAAAGGGCUGAAGAGAUGGCUCAGAGGUUAAGGGCAUUGUCUGCUCUUCCAGAGGUCCUGAGUUCAAUCCCCAGCAACCACAUGGUGGCUCACAAACAUCUGUAGUGGGCUCUGAUGCCCUCUUUUGGUGUGUCUGAAGACAGCUACAGUGUACUUAUAUACACAAAAUAAAUAAAUCUUUUAAAAAAUUGC
This is a messenger RNA of Mus musculus (house mouse), 3230 nucleotides long. RefSeq names its product C-X-C motif chemokine receptor 1 (gene Cxcr1). Gene Ontology annotation, molecular function: interleukin-8 binding; C-X-C chemokine receptor activity; G protein-coupled receptor activity. Gene Ontology annotation, biological process: chemokine-mediated signaling pathway; G protein-coupled receptor signaling pathway; interleukin-8-mediated signaling pathway. Lineage: Eukaryota; Metazoa; Chordata; Mammalia; Rodentia; Muridae. Bases 72 to 1127 code for a protein of 351 amino acids. Gene Ontology annotation, cellular component: plasma membrane; G protein-coupled receptor complex; membrane. The record is from RefSeq and is marked validated. The transcript is spliced from 2 exons.